CCCAGCCGGCCCAGCAGCGCCAUGGCGGCGACGCCCUCCGCCCGCGCCCGCUACGUCAUCUGCGCGCGACCGGGCGCAGGGGCUGAGUCUUGUCCCCGCUGCCCGGCUGUCAUGUCCUUGGCUGCGGUGCUCCGCGCGGGCCGCGCCCGGGGACGACUCCCCGCCGGGGGGCUGCUGGGAAAGCUUCAUGUCAGUUCCCACAGGAACCUUCAGUAUGGCUGGACAGCGUAUAUAUUGGGAGAUAAAGCUAGUGCAAAGUUCACUGAAUACAGCAAAGUCUUCACAGUGGAUGGUAAUCUGCAUGCUGGCACAGCAAAACUUUCCCAACAAGUGGCAGAAAUAUUGGGUUUGCGAUAUUUCCCAGAAGCCAAUAUUCAUUUGUUAGACAGUCUCACGGGAGAUGGAAAAAAACUGGAUUUAAAAUAUAAUGGCAGUUGCUGUCUGGAGACAUUUUACAAUGAGCCUAAGCAUCCAAAUGGAAACUCUUACCGGCUUCAAGCUUGGAUGUACUGUUCCCGCUUUCUACAGUAUGCAGAUGCUCUCAGCCAUCUCUUGAGUACAGGACAAGGAGUCGUGCUGGAACGCUCCCCCUACAGUGACUUUGUUUUCCUGGAGGCCAUGUCAAAGCAAAACUACAUUCACCCAAGGUGUGUGAAACACUACUAUAGGAUGAAGCAUCUUAGUAUUUGUGAAAUUUUGCCUCCUCACCUGGUCCUUUAUAUUGAUGUUCCUGUCUCAGAAGUUAAGAAAAGGAUUGACAAGAUAGGAGAGCCCUAUGAAAAAAACGUAUCAACAGCAUAUCUUCAAAGCAUUGAAGAUGCCUAUAAGAACUCUUUCCUGCCACAGAUGAGUGAGACCUCGGAGAUCUUGCAAUAUACAGCCAGUGAACUUGACAGCAUGGAGAGAAUUAUUGAAGACAUUGAAAUGCUGAAAUUUGAUAAAGGACCUUGGCUUGUACAAGAUGAUCUUACCUUGCAUUACUUGAGGUGUUGUGUUAAUGACAAAUCCAAACUACUGAGUCCUCUGACGGUUCCCGACUACAUUCCUGAAGUCACAGUAGGAGGCCUCGAUGCUGACACAAUCUACCACAGCUACAGGGAGCUUCCUGGACGCAUGUUUGCACCAGGUUACAAUGCUGAUGUGGGAGACAAGUGGAUCUGGCUAAAAUAGCCCAUUUCCUUGGAAGAAUGAAGUUGGCCACAGAAGGACGAUGAAGCGCCUGUUAAGCUGCCAGCUGUAAAUAGGUGACAUCUUUAGCAAAGGUGGCAGGUCUUCAGCUGGAAGAACCAGCCAAAAAGGAAGUUAUCUUCACGCUCAAUCAAUAUUCGUCUGAGCAGAAUCCCACUAAGACAAAGAAGGGACACUGUGGCAAGCUUGGUGAAUAAAAUGGCAUCUAGUCCAACCUGGAGCUUCCUAUAUUCCUGGCUGAAAACAUGAAGUCCCUCAA
Messenger RNA from Crotalus tigris (Tiger rattlesnake), 1447 nucleotides. RefSeq names its product NADH:ubiquinone oxidoreductase subunit A10 (gene NDUFA10). Gene Ontology annotation, cellular component: cytoplasm. Lineage: Eukaryota; Metazoa; Chordata; Lepidosauria; Squamata; Viperidae. The record is from RefSeq and is a predicted model, not a curated record. Bases 22 to 1170 code for a protein of 382 amino acids. Gene Ontology annotation, biological process: mitochondrial electron transport, NADH to ubiquinone. The transcript is spliced from 10 exons.